Molecule: messenger RNA, 1890 nt
Organism: Abrus precatorius (Indian licorice)
Lineage: Eukaryota; Viridiplantae; Streptophyta; Magnoliopsida; Fabales; Fabaceae
Product: serine/threonine-protein kinase-like protein ACR4
Exons: 1
Coding region: 247-1251 (334 amino acids)
Biological process (GO): protein phosphorylation
Cellular component (GO): plasma membrane
Molecular function (GO): protein kinase activity; ATP binding
Source: RefSeq, a predicted model, not a curated record
CCACAACUAAUCUCACCAAUCCUUUUGUCAAGCACAUGCCCUCUUUUUUCUCUUUCAACUUAUCUUCCAACUGUUUCAUAUCUCACCAUACUUUUAUAUAAGCUGCUUCCCACACACCCUCUUCACAUAUCAUCCAAUCCCACCAACUUCCUUUUACUAUAAUCCCAUCUUCACCAUCCAUAAACCUAUUUGCGUUUCGACAAUACCCUGCAACUGCAAGCAAUUGAAAAUAUAUCACAACAAAAUAUGAACCAUGUUGCCCAUAUUGCUUAUGAUUUGGUCAUGAUCACUCUAUCCAUAUCUCUCAUCGUUCUUGGCGUUAUUCUCUUUCUUGCUUGCAAGAAGAAACCGGUUGAAUCAGAAGAAACACUUCCUGUGAAGCUUUGUGCUCGGGCAUACCCUUUGAUGGAAAUUGAUGCUGCCACUGAUGGCUUCAAUCAUAGGAGAAUUGUGGGUAAGGGUCGCUUAGGAACUGUGUAUGCUGGGACACUUGAGAAAGAAGAACUUGUAGCCGUGAAGAGGAUUCACCCAGUUCUUGUGUUGAGCAAUGCAGGGUUUGGAUUCUCAUCCGUGUUAAAAUGGCUCUCUUUAGCUCAACACCCCAACGUUGUUCCAAUUAUAGGAUUCUCAGAAGCACCGGGUGAGAGAGUUAUAUUGAUGGAGUUUGUGCGCAUGGCAAGCUUGGAUUUUUACUUGCAUCAAAACCCAGAUGGGGCCUCACUUUUGGACUGGAACAAGAGGUUGAGGAUUGCAGCUGGAGCAGCUAGAGGGCUUCAAUACCUGCAUGAAGUGGUGGCACCAAACAUUGUACACGGGUGUGUUAAGUCCUCUAAUAUUCUUAUUGAUGUAAAUUUUUGUGCUAGAAUUUCCGAUUACGGGCUUAACUUUUUGGCACCUGUGGAAAAGAGAGGGCUAGUGGGUUAUGUAGAUGAUGAGUAUUGGAAUGAAAGGAGGAGUGGUGGAGCUACCAAGGAAAGUGAUAUUUAUGGGUUAGGGGUGGUCUUGUUGGAGCUUUUGAGUGGGAGAGGGUGUGAGGGAGGAUUGUUGGUGAAGUGGGCUUUGCCUUUGAUCAAGGAUUUGAAUUUUAGUGAACUUUUGGAUCCUAGAUUGGUCAUUCCUUCUGACAUGAAGCCUCUUGUUAGAUUAGCCAAAGUUGCUUCAGCUUGUGUUGGCAAUUCACGGAAAUGUAGGCCUUGCGUGGCUCAAGUGGCAACCAUUUUGAGCAAUUUAGAAACGGAAGUGUGUCUCUAAUAUUCUUAUUGAUGGAGCAAUUUUGUACCAAAAAAUGGACUUGGAUUCGGUUGUUAACUGGGAAUACAAAAGGCACGCAUUUUUUGGUCAGCAAUAAAUCCUCACAUGGUAAGUUAAAUUGGUUAAAAGGAGGAGGACAAUACUGAGAUGAGUUUGGUGAGUUUGACAUUCAUUGGAUGCGAGUAAUUGGUAAGAAAAUUGGUAGAUUUUGAUGGGGGAGUGGUCUCAUCCUAAAGUUGUGACAGGUGGAGAAGUCGUAGGUUGAUUUGGUGGGGAAUUUUGAAAUAGAAAGGUGUGACGGUGCCGUCGCCCUUAGGACGCUGAAUCUUAUUAAUCUCUUGUUCCGUGGAUCGUGGGGAUCCUUUUGGUCAUGGAACUGACCUUUUCUUUUCUUUCCUUUUUCUUAGUCUUUAUUUCCAUCAGCUUUUAAUGUCUGUAUAUGUUUUUUUUUUCAGCUUUUGUGAAUGUGAUUACGUAAUCAUCCAAAGUUGUAGAUUUUGAGGACUUAAUAUAAAUAUUGAUUUUAGUUUCCAGAGAAUUACAUAUGUCUUGUGAAAGAGAAGGAGUGGGAGAGAACAAAUCCCGGAAUAGAGUAUAUUUUAUAGGAAAUUAAAUUUAUAUAUUUACAAUUUAUGUUUC